AAGGUACAAAGUGUGUGUGAACUGAUGUGGAUGUGAAAUCAGCAGCAUGGUUCAGUGUGAGGACACAGAGGAGGGAGUCCUUCCCUCUAAAACCACUCUGUGUGGGGAAGAUGAGAGCCAGACCAAAGGUCACAGGAUCCAUCAAAGACUCGAUCCUGAACCUGAACCCAGCUGUGUGUCCUUUAAAAGUGAAUGGUCCAAGGAUCUUCCUGUUAAAUUUAAAGCAGCCCACCCUUCAUCAACUGAGAGAGUGGAUCAGCAGAGCUCAGAGGGUUCCAGUGGUCCAUCUGCCCAGCAGCACCAAACACAAGUGGACUCCAUAUUUAUGCUGCUGGAGGACAACAUUGUCACUUUUGUGAAGAACGAGUUGAAGAAGAUCCAGAAAAUGUUGAGUCUAGAUGAUCCAGAAUGCCCAGAGAGUAAGAGAGAUGAUGAGCAGGUGUUAGAAGAUGAAGACCAGAGAUGGGAUACAAGAGAGGCAGUGAUGAAGAUCACCCUAAAGUUCCUAAGGAGGAUGAAACAGGAGGAGUUGGCUGACCAUCUUCAGAAACAUAUUGCUGCAGUUUGUCAACGUGAACUUAAAUCUGGUCUGAAGAAGAAGUUCCAGUGUGUGUUUGAGGGGAUUACUAAAGCAGCAAGUCCAACCCUUCUGAACCAGAUCUACACAGAGCUCUACAUCACAGAGGGAGGGACUGGAGAGGUCAAUGAUGAACAUGAGGUCAGACAGAUUGAAACAGCAUCCAGGAAACCACACAGACCAGAAACAACAAUCAGACAAGAAGACAUCUUUAAAGUCCCACCUGGAAAAGAUCAACCAAUCAGAACAGUGAUGACAAAGGGAGUGGCUGGCAUUGGGAAAACAGUCUUAACACAGAAGUUUACUUUGGACUGGGCUGAAGACAAAGCCCAACAGAACAUCCAGUUCAUAUUUCCAUUCACUUUCAGAGAGCUGAAUGUGCUGAAAGAGAAAAAGUUCAGCUUGGUGGAACUGAUUCAUCACUUCUUUACCGAAACCAAAGAAAUCUGCAGCUUUGAACACUUUCAGAUUCUGUUCAUCUUUGAUGGCCUGGAUGAGAGUCGACUUCCUCUGGACUUCCACAACAAGGAGAUCCUGACUGAUGCUACAGAGUCCAGCUCAGUGGGUGUUCUGCUGACGAACCUCAUCAGGGGCAAACUGCUUCCCUCUGCUCUCCUCUGGAUAACCACACGACCUGCAGCAGCCAAUCAGAUCCCUCCUCAGUGUGUUGGCAUGGUGACAGAGGUCAGAGGGUUCACUGACCCACAGAAGGAGGAGUACUUCAAGAAGAGAUUCAGAGAUGAGCAGCAGGCCAGCAGGAUCAUCUCCCACAUGAAGACAUCACGAAGCCUCCACAUCAUGUGCCACAUCCCAGUUUUCUGCUGGAUCACUGCUACAGUUCUGAAGGAUGUGCUGGAGAUCAGAGAGGGAGGAGAGCUGCCUAGCACCCUGACUAAGAUGUAUAUCCACUUCCUGGUGGUUCAGACCAAAGUGAAAACAGUCAAGUAUGAUGAAGGAGCAGAAAAAGAUCCACACUUUAGUCCAGAGAGCAGGAAGAUGAUUGAGUCUCUGGGAAAAUUGGCUUUUGAUCAGCUGCAGAAAGGAAACCUGAUCUUCUAUGAAUCAGACCUGACAGAGUGUGGCAUCGAUAUCAGAGCAGCCUCAGUGUACUCAGGAGUGUUCACACAGAUCUUUAGAGAGGAGAGAGGUCUGUACCAGGACAAGGUGUUCUGCUUCAUCCAUCUGAGUGUUCAGGAGUUUCUGGCUGCUCUUCAUGUCCAUCUGACAUUCACCAAGUUCAGUGUAAAUCUCAUGGCUGAUAGACACAAAGCCUUCAAGAUAUCUUCAUUGUUUAAAAAGCAACCUAAAAGGCAAAAUCUUUAUCGGAAUGCCAUUGACCAGGCCUUACAGAGUCCAAAUGGACAUCUGGACUUGUUCCUCCGUUUUCUGCUGGGACUUUCACUGCAGACCAAUCAGAGACUCCUACAAGGUCUGCUGACACCGACAGGAAGUAGCUCACAGACCAAUCAUAAAACAGCUCAGUACAUCAAGAAAAAGAUCAGUGAGAAUGUGUCUGCAGAGAAAAGCAUCAAUCUGUUCCACUGUCUGAAUGAACUGAAUGAUCGUUCUCUAGUGGAGGAGAUCCAACAGUCUCUGAGUUCAGGAAGUCUCUCAACAGAUAAACUGUCUCCUGCUCAGUGGUCAGCUCUGAUCUUCAUCUUACUGUCGUCAGGAAAAGAUCUGGAUGUGUUUGAUCUGAAGAAAUACUCUGCUUCAGAGGAGGUUCUUCUGAGGCUGCUGCCAGUGGUUAAAGCCUCCAGCAAAGCUCUGCUGAGUGAUUGUAACCUCUCAGAGAGAAGUCUUGGAGCUCUGUCUUCAGUUCUCAGCUCCCAGUCCUCCAGUCUCAGAGAACUGGACCUAAGUAACAACAACCUCCAGGAUUCAGGAGUGAAGCUUUUAUCUGCUGGACUGGAGAGUCCAAACUGCAACCUGGAAAUUCUCAUCUUGUCAGGCUGCUUGAUCUCAGAGGAAGGUUGUGCUUCUCUGGCCUCAGCUCUGACCUAUAACCCCUCCCAUCUCAAAGAGUUGGACCUGAGCUACAAUCAUCCAGGAGACUCAGGAGUGAAGCUGCUGUCGGCUGGACUGAAGGAUCCACACUGGAGACUGGAAGCUCUCAGGGUGGAACCUGCUGGAGUCCGAUGGUUGACACCAGGUCUGAGGAAAUAUUCCUGUCAACUCACUGUUGACACAAACACAAUGAACAGAAAUCUCCAACUGUCUAAAGAUAACAGGAAGGUGACACAUGUGGAGGAGCUUCAGUCAUAUCCUGAUAAUCCAGACAGAUUUGAUUACAGGCAUCCUCAGCUGCUCUGUGGAACUGGUCUGACUGGUCGCUGUUACUGGGAGGUCGAGUGGAGAGGGGUUGUUUAUUUAUCAGUGAGUUACAGAGGAAUCAAGAGGAGGGGAUGCAGUGAAGACUGUAUGUUUGGAGGAAAUGAUAAGUCCUGGAGUCUGAGAUGCUCUGAUCAUCAUGGUUACUCUGUGUGGCACAAUAACAUAAAAGCACCCAUAUCAUCCUCCUCCUCUGUCUCUAACAGAGUAGCAGUGUAUGUGGACUGUCCUGCUGGCAUUUUGUCCUUCUACACCAUCUCCUCUGACUCACUGAUCCACCUCCACACUUUCAACACCACAUUCACUGAACCUCUGCUUCCUGGAUUUAGAGUUUGGUUUUCUGGCUCCUCUGUGUGUCUGUGCUGAGUUGAGUCUCCUCCUGUCAGAGAAACUCUCACUGCUUAAUGGAUAGUUCAUGUCUGUGUCUUUUACUCAGAAACACAUUUUUAGGUUCAUGAAUUCAAUCCGUUUCUUGUUGAAACUCUUCUAAAUGAUUUCUUGGAAAUGUCUUCCUCUUCCAGUCCUAAAUUGGGAUUAUUCCAGAAUCCACAUAAUUUUUGUCCAAAUCCAGUAAAUAUUUCACACAGAUUAUCAGAAUGUUGAUAAUCUCUUGGUUUUAUCCAUUCAUUCAUGAGUCACAUUUUAUUUAAAUGUUAUGUUAUCUGUUUAUUUUUUUCUAAACAUGUCUUGAAUUCAAAUGUUAAAUCUUCCUUUUGUAUAUUUGCUUCAGUUAUACUUGUGUUUUUAAGCAAUAAACAGAUUUUCGUCUG
Messenger RNA from Xiphophorus couchianus (Monterrey platyfish), 3678 nucleotides. RefSeq names its product NACHT, LRR and PYD domains-containing protein 3-like. Bases 47 to 3274 code for a protein of 1075 amino acids. Gene Ontology annotation, molecular function: protein binding. The record is from RefSeq and is a predicted model, not a curated record. Lineage: Eukaryota; Metazoa; Chordata; Actinopteri; Cyprinodontiformes; Poeciliidae. The transcript has 9 exons.